GCUCACAAAUACACAAACCACUCAGAGGUCCACACUGUCUGCGUCUCCUCCCUGCUGGAGCAGUGAUGAGUAAGCGUGUUAACGGCAUGUCCGCUGUGCGGAGCUUCAGUAGCCACUCACUGGGCUCGUACCCCCGAAUUGGAGAGACCAUACCGCGGAGAGGAAGCUCCUAUUUUGGUUUUGGGGAUGCUCCGAUUCCGGGGCUGCCUGUAAAGGCCGUGACGGUGGACAGGAACCUGCUGACCCCGCUGCAGCUGGACCUGGACCCCAGCCUACAUGCGGUCAGACUGCAGGAGAAGGAGCAGAUCAAAACACUCAACAACCAGUUCGCCUCCUUCAUCGACAAGGUACGUCACCUGGAGCAGCAGAAUAAGAUGCUGGAGACUGAGUGGAAGUUGCUGCAGGGUGAGACACAUUCUGACUCCAGGCUGGAGCCCAUGAUGAAGGUCUACAUCAGCACCCUGCAGUCCCAGCUGGGCGGCCUGAAGCGAGACAAGGAGCGACUGGACACUGAGCUCCGCAGCGUCCACCUGCUGGUGGAGGACAACAAACAAAGGUACGAAGAUGAGAUUAAUAAGAGAAAUGAAGCUGAAAAUGCUUUCGUGCUUGUGAAGAAGGAUGUUGAUGUUGCAUAUCUGACAAAAACUGGGCUGGAGGACAAAGUGUCUGGGAUUCUGGAGGACCUGAACUUCUCGAAGGCCGUUUAUGAGCAGGAGCUGCAGGAGCUGAAGGAGGACCUGAAGGACACCUCUGUGGUGGUUCAGAUGGAUAACAGCAGGCAGCUGAAUAUGCAGCAGAUCGUGGCGGAGGUGAAGAGCCAGUACGAGGAGAUCUCAUCAUGCAGUCGCCAGGAGGUUGAAGACUGGUACAAGAACAAGUAUGAGCUGGUACUGUCUCAGGCUGAGCAGCGCAAUUCAGAGCUGAAGAGCAGUAAAAGUGAAAUCUCGGAGCUCAACAGACAAAUUUCUCGCCUGCAAGUGGAAAUCACCUCAGCUAAAGCACAGCGUGACAGUGUGGACAGUCAGAUAUUGGAGGCAGAGCGUGCUGGUGAGGAGGCGGUACGUAAUGCCAAGCAGCAAAUCAGAGAGCUGGAGGAGGCACUGCAGAAAGCCAAGCAGGACAUGGCCAAGCAACUCCGCGAGUAUCAGGAGCUAAUGAACAUCAAACUGGCACUGGACAUUGAGAUCGCCACCUACAGGAAACUGCUGGAAGGAGAGGAGGACCGAAUUGGACAAGAACCUGUUGUGCGUGUCCAGACUGUGCCAAGAAACAGCCAUGCUGUGCCUCAGAAACCCAAGUCUCAUCCUAAAGUCCUCAUUAAGAUGAUCGAGACUCAGGACAACACCUUCUUCUCUGCUCAGGAUUGAUAUAAUGCAUUCAGUAUCUUACCAGUGCAUCUAUAACAGCCAGACAACAGCUGCUCCUCUGCCUCACCUGACCACUUCAUCUCUUUCAUUUGUGAAUGGUUUUGGGAGUUCAUCUUUGAGAAUUUGUCUCUGAUGUGCAGAACCUCAGUAAAGGUGCAUUUAUGUA
Pygocentrus nattereri (red-bellied piranha) is the source of this 1533-nucleotide messenger RNA. RefSeq names its product keratin, type II cytoskeletal cochleal. Bases 66 to 1367 code for a protein of 433 amino acids. The record is from RefSeq and is a predicted model, not a curated record. Gene Ontology annotation, biological process: keratinization; intermediate filament organization. The transcript is spliced from 9 exons. Gene Ontology annotation, cellular component: keratin filament. Gene Ontology annotation, molecular function: structural constituent of skin epidermis. Lineage: Eukaryota; Metazoa; Chordata; Actinopteri; Characiformes; Serrasalmidae.